Cheilinus undulatus (humphead wrasse) is the source of this 6098-nucleotide messenger RNA. It is a transcript of the gene faxcb, whose product is annotated as failed axon connections homolog, metaxin like GST domain containing b. The record is from RefSeq and is a predicted model, not a curated record. The transcript has 6 exons. Gene Ontology annotation, cellular component: cytoplasm. Lineage: Eukaryota; Metazoa; Chordata; Actinopteri; Labriformes; Labridae. The coding region runs from base 178 to 1425 and encodes 415 amino acids.
GGUGCCGUGAGCAUCAUCCCAGAGAGAGGACAUCGAUAUGUUUACUCCUUCUGGGUUUCUGGAGGUAAAUCAGCCACACCGCCGCCAUGCCGUAGAUAACCCGCCGGGCGUGUAGAUGAAGCCUAACGGGGAGUACAGCAGGGAGGACGCCGGGUGGUUGUAACCGAGGGAGGGAGGAUGUACUGGGCUGCUGGCUUCGCCUCCUCCCGACCGUGUGUGGUUGAGCUCGGGCGGAAUCACAGCCUGCCCCUCGGGCUGUGCGGCGCCGAGCAGCAGCAGUCUUUGUAUGGCUAUAUCAUCGCCUUUCCUCUGCAGGACUACGGAGGCAUCAUGUCGGCUCUGGGCUCGGACUCCUGGUGGAAGAAGACCCUGUACAUCACUGGGGGGGCUCUGCUGGCUGCUGCAGCUUACCUACUGCAUGAACUGCUUGCCAUCAGGAAGGAGCAGGAGCUGGACUCUAAAGACGCCAUCAUCCUUCAUCAGUUCUCCAGGCCAAAGAACGGCGUGCCCAGCCUCUCACCCUUCUGCCUCAAAAUAGAGACAUACCUGCGCAUGGUGGACCUUCCCUACCAGAACUACUUUGAUGGGAAGCUGUCCCCUCAGGGUAAAAUGCCCUGGUUAGAGUACAACCACCAACAGGCAUCAGGGUCAGAGUUCAUCGUAGACUUCCUGGAGGAGAAGCUGGGUGUGAACCUCAACCGAAACCUCACCCCCCAGGAGAAAGCUGUGUCCCGGGCUGUUACCAAGAUGGUGGAGGAACACCUCUACUGGACGAUAGCUUACUGUCAGUGGGUGGACAACCUGGAGGAAACUCAGAAGCUUCUAGCGAUGAGCGGCCCACUGAGCGACACCCUGAAGUGGCUGCUGAGUCACCUGAACGGCAGCAUGGUGCGCAGGGAGAUGUACGGCCACGGCAUCGGACGGUUCUCUAAAGAGGAGGUGUACACACUGAUGGAGAAAGACAUGAGGACGCUGGCCACACUGCUGGGAGAUAAAAAGUACUUUAUGGGCUCCAAGAUGUCAACAUUAGACGCCACAGUGUUUGGACAUCUGGCCCAGGCUAUGUGGACUCUACCUGGGACAAGACCAGAACAACUCAUUAAAGGAGAGCUCAUCAACUUGGCCAUGUUCUGUGAGCGGAUGCGGAGGAAGUUCUGGCCUGAGUGGUUUGUGGAGGUGGAGGAUCUUUAUUAUGAAGGAGACAGUGAGAGCAGUGGCGGCGUCUCUCCUACAGGUCUGCUGGACUUCGGACUUUUCUCAAGGACUGACACUCUGGACGACAGCGACGCCAGCAGCCACUCAGCUGGACACACGCACACACACUCCCCCGACUCGGACCACUCGCUCUUUGACUCGGACGUGGGCACGGGAUCUGACAAUGACAUGCAGCUUAAGGAGGAGUUGAUGCCCGACCUGGAGGUUUGACCUGAAAAUGGCCAUGAUUGGCUGACUGAUAAAGACUGACAGGAGGUGGGAAAAGUCUCACAGCCUGGAGGACAACAGCUCCCACAGCUGAGGAAAAUACUCCUCCACCUCUAAAAUCUCAACUGAUAAACCUUCCCGAUGGACAGACUGGGUAUUCAUAUGCAGAGCAUACAAACUGAACCUCAUAAUAAACAUGCUACUGUAUGGUUUGUCCCCUCCUGUUAUGUCAGAACUGUCCACGUGGCAGUUUCUCUUUGCCUUAUUUGUCCCGUCCCAAGAUACAAAAGCAGACGUGAAAAGGUUAACUCAUAGGAAACAUCUCAUCUCACGAAAAGUGUCGAGAUUACAGAGGAGUGUGUAGAGAAGACAGGUGGCACAUCACUUGCUAUGAAACGAUGCAACUAAUCACCACUCCGCCAUGUGUCUUAACGCACAAACCCAUUCGAACAGGUGGAGACUGAUCAUGUGGCUAAAAGAACAGCUGCCGUGUUUCAGCUGUUAAGCAUCCAUGUGCUGCAAAGGAAGCACAGAUGACAUUGAGUGCCAGUCCACGCUCCAUAUCGAUCCUCAUGUCAUUUCCUGUAUGCUGCUGUGUGAGAGGAAUGUUCAUGAAAACACGUUGUUUGUCUCCAUCUGACCACAACUCUUGGUGAUCUUGUAGUUUCAUGGAAGGGAAAGAGAGAAGGAGCAGAUUUGUGCCUGUCUUGUUAAAACACAUUGUUUCUAGUCAUCUUUAUUUCGUAGUAUUUGCUUUGUUUUUGGUGAAGUCGGAGAUAUUCAUUCAUUUCUCUUUGGCAUGAGUAAGGAACUGUAGUUUAACUUUUUGACCACUAGAUGGAGUCAGCAGUCAAUCUGAUGCCUCCAUUAUUUUGCACCAUCAAGGUCAUUCUAUCCUGAUGCUGCUGUCCAUUAAACAUGUUAGAUUUUGUCUUUUUAAACUGUAAACUUUGAUAUCAUGGUUCCCCUUCUUAAACACCCUGCCAGGGUGUUUGAAGACUAGUGAUAAAUGCAUGCUUUCAUAUAUAUGCAGACAUAUCAGCCUUAGUUCUCUCAGACUACAGAAAUAGAUGUUUUUUUAAAGUCUGCAACACUUUUUUAGUUGUUACCAGUGCCACUUUAUUAUUCUUUACAGGAUCUUAUGUGUCAAAUAUUUAUUUUUGUGUUCUAGUACUCUUAAAGAGAGGCAUUAUUUUGCACUAGUGGAAAUUUAUUUUCACUUUAUUUCAAUGGGAGCAGUCUGCUAUAGAGGUAGAGAACAUUAAGGCCAAAUGAAUGGGAAACAUAAAUGUAGAGGAUGUUGAGUGUUCUGAUAAUGAUUGUGUUGGGAGGGGACAGUGCUGCUUAUGUUGGAUGUGUCUGAAUUUUCCUGGGUGUGAAUGUCACAAGUGGAUAAAGGAUUUGUUGCAGAGACAGUCAGAAUAACCAAAUCAGAUUAACAAAACACUAUUUGUAAAAACUCCUUGGAUAAAAUGGACCAAAACAUCUCGGGGAAGUGUUUGCCUUUGUCUGUCAUUUUUUGGCUUUGUGGGAAUGUUCAUGCAAUAAGAUUGCUGUAAAAGAAAAUGGUAAUGGUGCACAUAGAGUAGAUGUCCAGGUAAGAGUCAGCUCAUCAAGACACAAGCAUGUCUUAAAUGAUCUAGUGGUGUUCAGCCAUGACAGGUCUUAGGUUCUGAUACUGUCUCAGGACAAUCAAGGGGUAUUUACGCUGCUCACGGCUCUGACAACACACAAUAAUAUUCAGUUAGGCUUUCCCACUUCCUUUUCUUUUUGUUUAUCCACACAAGUGCUGCAAAUAAGGGUUGUUUCUUUGGAAAAAAGAUAGUCUCCACGGAAGAUGCAAUAUCACUUUUUCUUAAAGGCCAGUUUGGACAAAUCAUCACGGAUGCUCAUAUCAUAUCAAAUAAUCUGAAUGCUGGAAACAGCAUAAUCCUAAACUUAUUAUAAUUUAUGUCCUGUUUCACUUACAUGACAAGUUUAAGAGAUAAUCCAUGAUUUGUUUCAGUUAUGUUGAAUUAAGUUUAUACCAGGGGUCACCAACCUGUACAUCGAGAUCUACUGCUAGAUCUUUGAGGCAUUUCAAGUAGAUCUUAAACACCAAAUGUGUUCUAGGCAUAACUUUGAAUUUCCUUAACCAUUUUAGUUUUCAGUAAGGGAAAGCUAAUCAAACUACGAAAGAGUGUUUUAUACAUGCAUGCAUUGUUUCAGCCUUAUAUUGUUUUCUAAUAUAAAUAGAUAUAACCAUAUUUGCCUGGGACCCCAUUUAUCAUAGUCUCUGGUGGAAUUGCACCUUGCAAAAUUUCUUAAAAUUUCAUGUACAUUACAGUAAAAGUAUUUUUUUUAAAUACUAAGGCUGUUAAAAGAUAAAAAUCUUUAAUCAUGAUGAAUUGUGAUGUUUCUGUAGUUAAUCACGAUUAAUUGCACACUUUAUCGCAUUUUAAAAUUCCACUUUUUUUGCAUUUGAAACAGUUUUGGUGUCAUUUUGGAUUUUUGCAGUCUUAAGCUAAAGGUGAAUGACUUCCUGUUUGGAUACAGACCUGCUUUUAGAAGUAGAUCCAGGAUUAUAACAUGAACUACCCACAGAUAAAGGAACUUGUAAUGGAGUGAAAAGGAAAUAAGAGAAUAUUAGAAAGGUUCAGAUGACUUUUGGCCUGUCCACUGAGCUGUCUGUGAGGUUGUUUUAGGUGAAAUGAGACAUUAAGGUGCUCUGAUGGACUUACUUUAGAUCAGUGGUCCUUAACUGGUCCAGCCUCAGGACCCACCAGUCUGUCUUACGACAGACCACGACCCAAGUUUCCAAAAAGUUUUCAACAACACAUGUUUUGUUAAUUAAAUAUGUACCAAAAUAAAUAUGGAACAAAACACCUGAUAUAAAAAAGAAAAGGGGCAAAACUAAAAAAAUUUGUACCAUCUUUCCCCACCAUUAUGUGUCCAUUUUUGCCAGUUUCCCAGAGAACAUUUGAAAUAACUUAUUCCCACUAUCAUGGGAAAAGUAGCCAUUUAUUGCAAGAAGAGGAGAUGAAUUAGUUGAAACAUUGAUCAAACAUUUAAAUUUACCCAAUUUCACAGUUAAACAGGGUAAAAUAAAAGGUAUUGAUGCAUGCAGUAAGGACUUCAGGACUUUUGCCACCAUUUUUUUUUUCAGACACCUAGUUAAGACCCACUGAAAACUGUUCCGCGACCCACUUUUGGGUCCAGACCCACUAGUUGCGAACCACCACUUUAGAUCGCUGUGGCUGCACGGAGACGCUGGUAUGCCUUAACCAAAGUGUGUUGAAAGGGAUGAUAAACGUGAUUAAUUGCAAUUAAAAAAAAGCUUUGUGCACUAAUUGUGGGUCUUAAUUAAUUACAAUUAAUUCGAUUAAUCUUGACAGACCUGUUUCUUCCAAAACUCUCCUAAUUUCAAUCAAUGAUUAAAAUUUGUGCCAUUUCAUUGAGAUUUUUAUGUAAAAAGCCUUAUAUUUAAUGAUCUGAAUAUAAACAAAUAGCAGUAGUAAGCAUGCUUUUAAACCUUUUUCUGUCUAAUUCUCAUUUCAUGAAAUUCCUCCUUUUAAAUGUUAAGACUGGCAUAAAAAAGUAAAAAUUUAUUUUAAUAUUAAGUUAUUAAAUGUGUUAAAAGGACAAAUAAAUGUAGUGUUUCACUGACAAAAAGUAGUUUUAUCAGUCAAUUUUAUUCCUUUUUUCUCCUCCAUCUUUGACUUCCUUUGACUUCUUUGUCUUGGCGUCUUGCACAUUAAGGAGACCCUAAGGAUCCUCUCGUGAAAAACACAACAUGAGGCUGCAUAAAUUGUUGAACACAAACUUACCAUAUACAAAAAAGCAUUCAUCACUUGUGGAAAUUCUUACACUGGUGAGUGCAUGGUUUGGUUUUGAUUUUCUAACUGAUCGCCUCUGUUUUGAUUUACUGAUGCUCAGACAGCAGAGUGCUACAUAUUACAGGAAACAAGUGAAGAAGAGAAAAAAAUAACAGAGGAUUAAGUUGAAAUAAUGGGUAAUGAGCAGCAUAUUGAGCACAUCACUAAAUUAAUAUUAUAACUACUUAGUGCCUACUAUCGAUGUAUGUUCUGGUUAUUUCCAAACAGUAUUGCCAAGUAAACUUCAACGGUAAAUGUCAGAAUCAAUCAUUUAUUUUCUGAGCCCCUAAAGAUAAAAAAAUGACAAAGCUUUAAGUGUGGUUUUUAAAAUUCUGUGAUCAUCUCAAAUAAAAUUCUCUGUUUCAUUUGUGGAAACCAGAAAUCUCAGAGAGCGAGUGAUUUUAAAUAACUGGAGACAAAAUAUUCUAACUUCCUGCAUGGCUACACACCACUAGAGGAAGAUAUGUGAAGACUUUUGGUGAAUUAAGCAUUUAAAUGAAAGUCUGAACAGAAUGAUGAGUUAUUGAUGGAGGGCCAUAGUUUGAUCCAGAUACCAGGACUCAAGAGACCACCUUCUUCCACCAUGUCAUCCUGUGGUUCACUCUGACCCGCCCUGGCCUGGGUGCUGUUUCAUCACCCAGGCUGGACAUCAUAUACAGAGGACUGCUUUAAUCAAGCCAUAUUAAAACUAAAUGUCUUGUUACUGGAUCCAUGUCAUAGCAUUACUUCUUGGGUAAUGUAAAUAUUGUAUGUGUGAUAAUGUGUACCAUACUGUAUGUAGAACCGACUGACUGAGCAAACUACCUAUGGAUGUGCAGUCAA